GUGAUCAGAGUGUACACGUUUUUAGCAUUGCGGAUCCCUAGAGAAUUUUGCCUUUAAGAAAUUACUUCAAUAUUUUGAUGUCAUCAUCUUGCCUGUAUACCUUGGGCCAUUGCAAAUAUAUAUCUUCAGGAUGAACAAACAUUGUACGGAUCUACUACUAUUGUCAAUGUAUCUUGUCAUCUCUGCCACAAACUGUCAAACCUUAAGACCUCUUCAUCUGUCGCCAUUUAUUCGUGAAGGGAAGAUAACUGAAGCCCAGAAGCUAAGCGAAGUUGCAGACGAGAGAGGAGUUAUCCCCAAAAGCUAUGCCGGUUUUAUCACUGUUGAUCAGAAAGUAGGAAACAAUUUAUUUUUUUGGUUCUUUCCCGCCAUCCAACCCAGCGUUAGGUCUUCUGCUCCACUUUUAUUGUGGUUAAAUGGCGGGCCCGGCGUGACGUCAAUGUUUGGUCUGUUUCACGACAACGGGCCGAUCAGACUAAGCUCGAAAAUCAAUGAAUCCUCAGAUUACGAGAAAUGGAGCGAAUCAUGGGCCGAGACGUUUUCAAUGUUAUAUAUCGACAAUCCAGUUGGAGUAGGCUAUAGUUAUAGUGAGAGUGGCGAGGAAGGUUAUAGGUCAACACAAGAUGGCUACUCUGGAGAUCUUUAUGAGUUCAUCGAACAGUUCUACGUCCUGUUUCCAGACCACAAGCAAAGAGAGCUCUACAUCGGCGGCGCUUCCUAUGCUGGUCAGUAUGUUACAGGGUUCGCUUAUCUUCUGGCUCAAAUGAUUCAAUCUGGCAAAUCAAGUCUUCCUUUAGCUGGUAUCUACCUCUGCGCUCCCUAUUUGGACCCCAUGUCCCAAAACCUGGCAUACAUGGACUUCUAUCACUCCAAAGGGGCUGUGACCCCAAGGCAAAUCGAUGACUGGAAAAGGGAGACAAUAUCAACAAUAACAGCAUUCCAGAAGGGGGAGAUGACCCAGUAUGCUGUAACAGAAAUAAUGGAGUCGAUACGACCGACGUUCGGAUGCCCAGACGUGGGCAACUUCUUGUCAGAGGUGUACCCGCCGUUCGACGCGGUCCAAGACGUGAUGAAUUCGGACAGGUUGCGUCGAUUGGUGCACGCUGGAGACGCCUCCUUCCUUGCCACAAACAUGAGAGUAUACGAGAAGCUUGCGAAGGAUAUCCUGCACAGUUCUAGUUCCAAGUUGACUUUGCUCAUGGACAAGUUCAAGGUUCUCAUCUACAAUGGAGAUCUUGACGGCAUUGUCGGAUCGCCCGUCGUGGAGGCGGCUCUUGCGUCCACGCAUUGGUCCUUGCAAGGUGAAUACAAUGACUCUGUCCGACUUGUGUGGAAGCGGCGUGAUCGUCUGCUGGGAUUCUACUCAAAGGUUGGUCAGUUUUGUCGAGUGGUCAUCCAUAACGCUGGACACAGUGCGGGUCAUGACCAACCUGAUGUAACACGAGAAAUGAUGCUUCAGUUUACAACUAUGGGAUGUAUACAUGAGCAGAAAUGAACAGUAAUGAACAACAAAACUUUUUCAUACUUAUUAAGUGUGUGUGUUAAAAUAUAACUCCAGAUAGCUAAUAAGUGUGUCUAUGUUAAAAUGUAGCUCCAGAUAGCUAAUAAGUGUGUCUCUGUAUUAAGAUGUAGCGCCAGACAGUCAAUUAAUUAUUGCUUAUUAAUUAUAUUGUUUGUUAUCAAGUAAGGAAAAAUACUUGUACAUUAUUGAGAGAUAUCAAUGCAAGUGUGAAGUUCUUCCUCUUAGAUACUUUUUUUUUUUGUAUAUCCGAGAAUGGUUGUGUGAAAAAUAAUGAGAACCAAUAUAAAAGGGGAACGAACCCUUAAUAUUAGACAACGUUCACUUUUAGUCAACUUAUUACUAGGAAGUGUGAGCUUAUAUUGCACACCGUUUAACACGAGGGAUAGACGUCUUAAUGAUUCUAGAAGAAAGACUGUUUUAAAUUCUGCGGAAGUGAUCUGCAGGUUAUGAGAGUCUGAGUUGUCUGGGACAAGGAGCUGUCCUUCGUGCUACCAUUGAACUAUAUUGAGGACAUGGAGUGACACUGGGAAGUGCGUUGAUGGUCUGUACUAGUGUUUAUGUAGAAAAGGACUUGUAGAACUUAAGACAAGACUCCCUGUGACUUGAUAGCCGAAGUCCAUGUUUCACUGAGUAUUUUAUAAUUGUAAAUAAAAC
Molecule: messenger RNA, 2176 nt
Organism: Biomphalaria glabrata
Lineage: Eukaryota; Metazoa; Mollusca; Gastropoda; Planorbidae
Product: probable serine carboxypeptidase CPVL
Exons: 2
Coding region: 131-1495 (454 amino acids)
Biological process (GO): proteolysis
Molecular function (GO): serine-type carboxypeptidase activity
Source: RefSeq, a predicted model, not a curated record